UGACGGUUAUCUUUGAACAGGUCAAAUCGAGUGGUCGAACGAGUCGAAUCCUCUUCGACUUUUCGAGCGAUUAGUAGAUACAAAUUACCGUUUCGACUGGUUAUAAUUACUGUUGAAAAUAACGUAGAAUAACCGCUAAUAAUCGUUUGUAAUAUAUUCGUCGUAUUACCAUCGGGAUUAAUUUCGUAAAAUGCGAAUAGCAGCAUCGAGUGGGCCUUGAGGAUUUUUUUUUAAUUGAUUAUAACGAUGGGUUUUUACUUUUACAAUGGUGGUUUUGUGAAUGUGUGCGCGUGUUUGUUCGUUUUUAUAAAUGUGAUUUGGCACGUGGAAGGAUUUUCGUUCGGGUCUCACAACGGAUCGUUGAGUAGAUUAAAAAGGGCCGCUAGGACUUGUAAUCGAGGACGAGGCUUCCAAUGCCUCAAUUCGCAGAAAUGCAUCCCUUUGGAGAGGCGUUGCGACGGCAGAGAAGAUUGUUCGGACGGCAGCGACGAAUUCAACGAUUGCAAAACCGAUAUAAAGUGCCCCGGUUACCUGUUCACCUGCGACUACGGCGGUUGCAUCGACAAGGACGCCUACUGCGACGGCAAAAAGGACUGCAGGGACAAUUCGGACGAGAUCAAUUGCCUCAAAUCCUCCGAUACCGAAUCAACCAAUUGCAAAUCGAACGAAUUCGAGUGCAACUCCGGCCAGUGCAUCUCGCUGGAGGCGAAAUGCGACGGCAACGUCGAUUGCAGGGACAGAUCGGACGAAAUCAAGGCCACCUGCCUGAACAUGAACUGUCCGGGAUUCACGUUCGUGUGCGCGUACGGCGCAUGCGUCAACGGAUUCAACCGAUGCGACGGCGUCAAGGAUUGCUGGGAUAAUUCCGACGAGAUCAAUUGUUCCAAUCGAGGUACCGGCAAACCCGUGCAGAAACCGCCACCGCCGGUCGACGUCGACCCAUCGAAUGACAGGUAUUGCACGUUGCCGGAGCAACCGGAAAACGGUAGAUGGAAGAUCAGCGGCGGCGCCGAAGCUGCCGCCGGUACGCGCGUGGGCACCAGUACCAUUUUGACGUACCGAUGCGACGACCAAUACAAAUUAUCGACGGAAACCAAGGCGGUAGUUUGUCUGGAUGACGGAUGGUCGCCCACACCGCCUACUUGUUUAAAGCUCUGUCCCAGCCUCUACACCACGGAGACGACGACGGUGCGCUGCUUCGACCAACACAACGUCGAGAUCAAGUGCGACUCGGCCUCGCACAAUUCCUCGGCGACGUUCAAGUGCGCCCCCUACCACGAGCCCGUCUAUCCCACGCGCAUCAUCUUCUGCGCCGAGGGCAGCUGGAGCCACCAGGCGCCCGAGUGCGUGCCAGUGUGCGGCGAGAAGAUCGUUUCGGCCGAGCCGUUCAUCAUCAACGGCGUGACAGUGGAAAAAGGCAGCUACCCCUGGAUGACGGCCAUUUUUCUCAAAAAGAACGGCGAAUACAUCAACUCGUGCGGCGGUUCCAUGCUGACGCAACGCUUCAUACUCACAGCCGCUCAUUGCGUCACCGACACGUCCGGACAGGUCAUCGACAAGGCGACCGUUCAAAUAGCCGUGGGGAAGUACUACAACUCCUAUAGAGACCCCAGGGACAAUCAAUCCCAAUAUUCCAACAUCAAAUCUAUAUUCGUUCAUGAACAUUACCAAGGAUCCGUUCAAAAUUACGUCGCCGACAUCGCUCUUCUGCAGACCACCGAUAAGUUGCUGUUGUCCAAAGUUGUCCAGCCAGUGUGCUACCUGAAUUUGGCAACGCAGCAUCUCGAUUCGUCGAUGACAGGAGUGGUAGUGGGCUGGGGGUACACGCAGAGCGGCGGACAGCCGUCGGACGAUCUGAAAGAGCUGACGGUUCCUUACAAGGACAAGGCCACCUGUUUCAAGGAACUGCCGCCGGAAUGGGCGAGGAGGUACUACACCUACGACAAAAUGUGCACCGGUUACAUGAACCAAGGUAUGGCGGUGUGCAAGGGAGACAGCGGAGGCGGUCUGGUAUUCCCCCAUCAGGGUAGAUAUUACGUGCACGGCAUCGUCAGCGUGGGGCAAUAUUUCGAAAAUAGCGGAUGCAACGUACAGGAGAAUUCACUCUACACCAACGUUGCCAAAUAUGACGAAUGGCUGGAACGCACCACCUCGCAAUAUGUCAAAUAAAACUCGCCAUUUUAUACUGAUUUUCAUUUUAUAUUAUCGAAAUAAACGGAAUUUUUAAUUGUACGAUUAGUA
Phyllotreta striolata is the source of this 2241-nucleotide messenger RNA. The record is from the annotation of a GenBank genome assembly. Lineage: Eukaryota; Metazoa; Arthropoda; Insecta; Coleoptera; Chrysomelidae.